GAUAAGUCAAAUGGGAAAUAAUUUAUCCGAGUAAAAUUUUGCCACGUUUGUGAAAAGAGUAAAAAAAACUGAAAUUUAUUCACCGAAGAUCAAGCAGAUUCUUAAUGCACGUUUCUUCUCUCCACACCCAGAAAGGAUUCCAUUUAAACCCCCUAAACCUUUAACUACCAUUCUCCGCCACCGCAACCGCCGCCUCCACCGCCUUUAGAUAGAGAUCAUAUAACUUCAAAAUAUCUCUGCACUAAUUAAUUAAUACUCCAUAUCAGCCAAAUCCAGAGAUUAUAUUAUUAAUUACUUCCCACAAAAAGGAAAAAUAAUUUCAUAAGAGUUAUGGGAAAUCAGUUUUCUUGCCGGAGUGUUGGCGUUAGCGAACAAAUACAGGCGGUUUCCUGCAAGGUGCUCCUCCCCGGCGGGGAACUCCGGCUGCUCCGGGAACCGGUCAAGGCGGCGGAGAUCAUGCUCGAACACCCGGCCCACUUCCUCGUCAACGCCGGGUCACUCGUCGCCGGGAGGAGAUUCUCCGCCCUCGCGGCGGACGACGAUCUGGCGUUCGGAAACGCCUACGUCGUGUUCCCGAUGAAGCGGCUGGGCUCGGUGAUCACGGCCGAAGACGUGGCGGUGCUCGUCCGGACCGCGGCGGCGAAAAGGGCUUGUUCCGGGAACGCGGGGAAGGUGUCGCCGGCGGACGGGUCGCCGGGAAAUGACGUGGACGGACUCGGCGCGGCGGCGGAGUAUCGGCAGCAUAGGUUGUCUUCUUGUAGGUCCAAGAAGCCUUUGUUGGAAACAAUUGUGGAAGAACCUGACCGUACACGUGGCAGACGAUAAGGCAAAUCUUUUUUCUCUUUUCUUUUUUCCUUUUUCCAUAUCCUUUGGCACAAAUUUAGCAUUUUUUUUAAGUUUAGCACAAAAUUUGCUUAAUACUUAUCCCUUUGCAUUUAAUCUUAUAUCUUCAAAUUACUUUCUAAAAUAUACGGUGCUUCUAAAGUUUAUUUGAACACUAAUAAUUCUGUUCAAUUUAU
Messenger RNA from Cuscuta campestris, 1019 nucleotides. NCBI's taxonomy places the organism in Eukaryota, Viridiplantae, Streptophyta, Magnoliopsida, Solanales, Convolvulaceae. The record is from the annotation of a GenBank genome assembly.